CCUGUAUAUCCCCUGUGAACUAACGCCCAUUAAACCAAUUCCAGCUUCUCUUCUUCAACCUACGCCGCAUCCUUAUCCCGUUCAUUCGUUCUUUAUCAAUUCCGGACAAUGCCACUCUCGAUUGAUUUAAGCUAGCCAUACUUCCCUCUUCUCGUUCUUUUCAUCGUCUUCACGUUUCUAUUGUCAUAUAGCAUUUGCCGGAUAGUUAUAAUAGUAUAUUCCCUCGUCUGUCGAGAUGGCUACCGAACGGGUUAAUUCCAUUUUGAAGCACUUGUCGCCCAACUCGCCUUUGGCUACCAUAACCUCGAAAAACCCCGACGAUGUAGUCAUCACGCUCGCGAUCCGGACCCCGCUCUGUAAGGCCAAGAAGGGCGGUUUCAAGGACACGUCCGUCGAAUACCUUAUGUAUGCCAUCUUGAAGGCCGCGCGGGAACGUCUGGGCUUCUCUCCAGAUCUUGUAGAAGAUAUCUGCAUGGGAAAUGUAUCGGACGGUAAAGCAGCGUACAAGGCUCGCGCCGCUGCCCUCGCCGCCGGAUUCCCCAACACGACGAGCGCCUCGUCUGUAAACAGGUUCUGCUCCUCGGGUCUAAAGGCCACCGCCGACAUCGCCCACCAGAUUGCUACGGGCUCGAUCGAGAUCGGUAUCGCUGCUGGGACCGAGUCUAUGUCGGUCGGGGGCGACAGCCUCGAGCAACCUUUCGACGAAGAAGUGACCAAGCACAGCCAAGAGGCGGUUGACUGUAUGAUGGCCAUGGGAUGGACGAGCGAGAAUGUGGCGAAGGACUUUGGAAUUUCCCGUCAAGCUGUCGACGAGUAUGCGGCAGAGAGCUUCAGGCGAGCCGAGGUGGCUCAGAAGGCCGGCUUUUUCGACGAUGAAAUCGUGCCUGUCACUACCAAAGUGAAGGGGCCUGACGGCCAGGUACAAACCGUUACGCUUACCAAGGACGAGGGUAUUCGACCGGGGACGACGGCUGCUUCAUUAGGAAAGAUUCGCAUUGCUUUCCCUCAAUGGGGACCUACCACUACCGGAGGCAACGCCAGCCAGGUUACCGACGGCGCCGCGGCGGUAGUGCUUAUGAAGCGAUCCAAGGCUACCGAGCUCGGUUUGCCGAUCAUGGCCAAGUACGUCGGAUCCACCGUCGCCGGCCUGGCUCCUAGGAUCAUGGGUAUCGGCCCAACAGUAGCGAUCCCAAAGCUGCUCAAGCAGCACAACAUCACUCUCGACGAUGUUGAUGUCAUCGAGCUUAACGAGGCGUUUGGGACGAUGGCUGUCUAUUGCAGAGAUACUCUGAAGCUAGAUUGGGCCAAGAUGAACCCUCGAGGAGGUGCCAUCGCCCUUGGUCACCCCUUGGGCACGACAGGCGCUCGACAGAUCGUGACGGGCCUGAGCGAGCUGAGGCGAACGAAGAAGAAGAUCUUAUUGACGAGCAUGUGUAUUGGAACGGGAAUGGGUAUGGCUGGCCUAUUUGUUAACGAGCAAUGAUAUAGCGUACUCGACGGAUACCUCUUCUUUUUUUUUUUUUUUU
Daldinia caldariorum is the source of this 1526-nucleotide messenger RNA. Its product is annotated as thiolase. Gene Ontology annotation, biological process: fatty acid beta-oxidation; phenylacetate catabolic process. The transcript is spliced from 3 exons. Gene Ontology annotation, molecular function: acetyl-CoA C-acyltransferase activity. The record is from RefSeq and is a predicted model, not a curated record. NCBI's taxonomy places the organism in Eukaryota, Fungi, Ascomycota, Sordariomycetes, Xylariales, Hypoxylaceae. The coding region runs from base 236 to 1483 and encodes 415 amino acids. Gene Ontology annotation, cellular component: peroxisome.